This is a messenger RNA of Portunus trituberculatus (swimming crab), 3613 nucleotides long. RefSeq names its product dual specificity protein phosphatase 19-like (gene Mkp). The transcript has a single exon. Gene Ontology annotation, molecular function: JUN kinase phosphatase activity. Gene Ontology annotation, cellular component: cytoplasm. Bases 152 to 763 code for a protein of 203 amino acids. Gene Ontology annotation, biological process: regulation of MAP kinase activity; protein dephosphorylation. NCBI's taxonomy places the organism in Eukaryota, Metazoa, Arthropoda, Malacostraca, Decapoda, Portunidae. The record is from RefSeq and is a predicted model, not a curated record.
AAGGUGACUCAUAUACUUUGGUGCUAAUAUUAACCUUAACAGCACAUCUGUUGAUUGUGUACUGUGAAAAUGCAUAAUCCUCAAACCACACUGUGCAUCUAACAAAGGCACUAGUUACCAUUACUGUUGCAAUUGUGCUACUCUGAGUGCCAUGUCGAGUUUGGCACAGCAGCUGAGUGCCAAGCGAGGGUCUCUGCGACACACCCAGACGCAGGUCACCACUCCUGAUGGCCACUCCAGGCUGGAGGAACUCUUCUCAGAUGGCACAUGCAAAGUGACCUCCGUGUCCUCCAGCAAUCCAGGGUUUGUGGUGGACACCAAACCUGACCUUCGUUACACCUUCAUCUUGAACAAGGUGAUCCUCGGCUCCCAGGAUGUGGCUCAUGAUUUGGACAUCCUCACCAACAACAAGGUCACUCACAUCCUGAAUGUGGCUACAGGAGUCAUUAACCUUUUUGAAGGAUGGUUCACUUAUAAGACCAAGGAGGCUUUUGACACACCCUCCUUUCGUAUCCUUGACAUCCUGGAUGAGUGUUGUGACUACAUCCACUCAGCAGUGGUGUCUGGGGGUUGUGUGUUGGUGCACUGCAAUGCUGGGGUGUCCCGUGCUGCCUCCAUAGUGAUGGCCUACCUCAUGAGGCACUACGGCAUGAGCUUUGAUGAGGCCUUCAGGUUUGUCAAGUCCAAGCGAUCAUUUGUACGCCCCAAUGACGGGUUUGUCAAGCAGCUCAAGGAAUAUGAAGCAGUCCUGGCAAAUGUGUAAUUCUGCUUUGAAUAAUUAUACAAUGUUCAUGCAUAACAAGAGUCUUACGAAAUAGCUCUCCUCACUUCUCCAAACUUCAAGCUAUUCAGUUUAUUCAAACAUGCUGUAUGUGAUCAGUGAAAGAAUUGAGAUUAUGAUAAGGAUUGAUUAACUGAAUGUGUGCUUGUGCUACAUACACAUAUUUAAUAACUAGUGCAUCUAUUUUUAUUACCAGUGUUAAUACUGUCAAAAUUUUUGUUACCAUCAUUUUGAAUAUGAAUCCAUAUCUCUAUAUCUGAUUGAGAUCCCCUGCUAAAGGAGGGGGGCCAAACAAGAUAUCACAUUGUGGCAAUAGAAAAAAGGCAUUCAUUCUUAGUUGCUCUGGUCAUUUUAUUCUUUUUACAUUGUAAUGAGAAUACAGUGGUAGUAUUCUUUAGACAUACCGUCAUCCUUACCAUAAGAAAAAUUGUAGUAAUAAUAAUACUGAUUAUUCAGAUGCCUUGCAUGAUGCAGCACAUUAGUAUACGUAUAUGUAUUAUUCAUUAAUGACCACGCACUGUACAGAUAUUACAUGAAGAUGCCUCAAAGAAGGUUAUAUGAGAAACACUAAUUGUGCAGCCCUUGACUUGGAAGAGAAAUUGAUCAUUGAAACUAAACAUAUCUAUAACAACUCUGACUAUAUUUACAGCAUCAGGUUUCUGUCUGUCUCACAAAGCUGUGUUCAUUACACAAAUUGUUUUCUUGAGUAAUUGUAGACUACUGUGGCACUUUAUACUGGCCAUCGUAAAGCUCCUUAGCCUGUUGUAGCUUUGGUGAUAAUGAAGUGGAACUAACCUUGAGUGUUACUAACAAAGUCACAGCAGAACAUAAUAAUGAUCUCUCAUUUAAUGGCUGAUACACAAAUAAAGAUGCCAAAUAAUUUUUCAUUACAAGUGAUGAAUCUAACCUCCUCUCAUCUUUCUAAGAAGUUUCGUUUGUACUUUUAUCUGUUCUGUUUUUUUCUCCUUGUCAUGUGCUGUGUAGAUCCCUAAUGGUAUUUGAAAUAUGCCUUGACUGGUACCUGUCACUUCCAGGCUUUUAGUGGACUAUUAAGGUGACUUCAUUGGCAUUAGUGUUAAGAGAUGUAUAAUAUUUCAUGUAUCACAGAUAACUAGAAGCACAUCUCUGGCUGACAAACAAAUAGGUGCAAGUAAAGUUAACACUACUAUAAUGGGGAAGUUUUUUUUUCAUCAGUGCUGCAAUGUUGUGCAUUACUGUUAUGUUGUAUUUUGCUCACUAGCUUUUAAUGUAACUAUUUUGCAUAUACUCUCCUCUGUGGUACUGGAGCCUUAACUUUUGAUAAGAUAUGAAAGACAUUUUAUAGUGAAUCACAAUACUUAUCAUAGGAAUUGAACAACUAUAUGUUUUCAAGCUCAAUAUCUCAUCUCAAGUUACUGUAUUGCCUUUUUGUCUGAAUUUGUAAUAUUGUGUCUGCUAUAAUGCAAUGUUUGUGAAUCCCCAUCACCACUUAAAGUGCAGGAAAGAGACAAAGUUAGAAUAUAGAAGCUAGUAGAGAAAAAUAACAACAGAUUGUAUGGUAGAAGACAAUACUUACUCAUUAUACAUUUUCUAUCUGUGCUCUGUCCUUCAGUCUUUUGGAGCAUUUGACUGAUUCCCUGGAGAGCCACCUCAGUGUUACCUGUUGGUGAUAUAAGGCAGGAAAUAAUUUACUAUCUGACUCAUAGACUAUAACAAAAUAGCUAUAAGCUGUAACACUGUAAUUGUAACAUUGUAUUCACAUGGUUUGGAAUUAACUUUUGACUCUUAGAAUGGUGAUGAGGAACUGUUUCUUGUAAUAUGUAUGGUUUUUUUUUUAAUGUUUGCCAAUUACAAUAAGGUGCUAUUUUAUAAUUAUGAUUUAAUACUUUUGUAUGGUUUUUAUAUGCUUUCCACAAAUGCUAUAAUUUUGUAUCUUUGAUUUUUAUAGUCAUGAAUUAUUUGUAAGAUAUUUAAUGUCCCCCCCAUGACACAUUUUAUUCAAUUGAUUUUAUACUUGAGAAUCCUUUUAAUAACAUUUUGAAAUUAUCCCAUAGAAUUAAAUUCCAUGUUCAUGCACUGCUCAAUCCUUCACUUAGCAAUCAAUAACACAUUUCUUUGAUAUACAUAUGCAUUAUUAAUGGCCUGUUUCUGUGCUGCCUAUUUACCGCUCAGCAUUAAUUAAUUCCGUCCAUUCUUUGUGCUUGUGGGACCUCUUUAGCAAGAGAGUUCUGUACCUGCAAGGCUGUUAUCUGCUGAUGUGCCACCAGAGCUGUGUGACUCACGCCUCCCGAUCAUACACUCAGCUUAGCUCACAGUAAUAAGUUAAGAUGGUGAUUUUUGUACAAGAACAUCACUUCUUAACUUUUUGACUGCUAUGGUUCCUCCCCAAGCUUCUAAAAUGGUUUGGGACAGGUUAUAGUAUGAUUUUGAAAGAUGCCAUUGGUAGCAAAAGGAGCUGUUGAUUAGUUAGUCUUUCAAUGCCUGUAGUAGAAUCCUUUGUUCUGUAAAAUUAUGGUCACAUUGACUUCAGCAGUCAAAAAGUUAAACAGUACACAGUCUGUUCACUCUAUCUUGAUGAGAAAGUUCUGCUUACUCAUGUUUAAUGUCAACAUUUUGUUGGUUACUUUCUCUUCCUCUCUGUAAAUGGUAGUGAGGGAGAUAUACUUGACUGGGAGAAGACAGGAAAGCUUCUCAUAAAAGCCAGAGUAAACAUUAUUUGGAUAAGUAGCUGAGAGUUUUACCUGUGUCAAGAAGAAUGGAUAGCUGUGUUUUAUCUCAAAUAAUGCCAGCCUUUAUUGUAAUCUUGAGUGUGUUGAAGGAAAAUGUAACUACUAAUGAAACUGGAUGAUGCAA